AUGAUGGUCCAGACAACAUCGGACCGAGUUCUAGGGUUUGAUUUUGAUUGUGCCCAAACAUUACUCGCUCACGAAAGAAAACAGAUUCACGUGGACUGGGUGGAGAUUGAGAUGCAUUUAGUGGAUGAUUUUACUAAGGGCCUCGCGGAAGAUGCCAAGAUCGGGAGAAUCGAUGCUACAUGGACCUACUAUUACCAGCAGAAAGCGGACUUAUGCGAAGGAAAUUUUCAAUAUCUGACGAACAAUUUUGUGGCCAGUGGCGAGCAGACUUAA
Molecule: messenger RNA, 273 nt
Organism: Aspergillus sclerotioniger CBS 115572
Lineage: Eukaryota; Fungi; Ascomycota; Eurotiomycetes; Eurotiales; Aspergillaceae
Exons: 3
Coding region: 1-273 (90 amino acids)
Source: RefSeq, a predicted model, not a curated record